AUGACUUUGGUGCAAAAAUAUGGAAGACCAGAUAUUUUCCUCACAAUGACAUGUAAUCCAAAUUGGGAAGAAAUAAGUGAUGAGCUACUACCUGGCCAAGCACCACAAGAUCGACCAGAUUUGCUUACAAGGGUUUUUCGUGCAAAAUUCGAACAGUUGAAGAAUGAUGUUAUAAAAAAAAGUGUUUUAGGCAGAGUUCUUGCGUAUGUAUAUGUCAUUGAGUUUCAAAAGCGCGGUCUCCCCCAUGUUCACAUGCUUCUCAUGUUAGAAGAAAAUGAUAAGCUUAAUAGUCCAGAUGAUUAUGAUCAAAUGGUACGUGCUGAAAUACCAAUUCCAAAUGAAGAGCCUGAAUUGUAUGGUGCCGUGUUAAGGCAUAUGAUACAUGGUCCAUGUGGAAUACACAAUUCACGAUCACCCUGUAUGAAACGUGGUAGUUGUAAACGAAAUUAUCCUAAGCCAUUUGCACCAACUACAGUUCAAGGAAAUGAUUCUUAUCCAGUCUAUCGUAGAAGAGACAAUCAUAAUCCAGUCCCAUUAGAUCAAAAUGCACGUAUAAUGGUGGAUAAUCGGUGGGUCAUUCCGUAUAACUCAUGGUUACUCCUCAGAUAUGAUUGUCAUAUUAAUGUUGAGAUUUGUUGCAGCAUUAAGAGUGUUAAGUAUCUGUACAAAUAUGUUUAUAAAGGUCCUGACCGAGUAGCUUUUGAAGUCCAUCCUGAACCUAUUCAAGAUGAAAUAAAGCAGUUUGUUGAUGCAAGAUGGGUUUGUGCACCUGAAGCUUUAUGGAGAAUAUUCAAAUUUGUAACUAAUCGACUUUAUCCAUCGGUGGAACGAUUACAAAUUCAUCUCCCUGAAGGACAAACUGUUCAUUUUUACCCUCACCAAAGAGUAUCAGAUAUUUUGGCAGAUGACACAAACUCGAUGACUAUGUUGACAGAGUUUUUUACCAAGAAUACCACUUGCCCGGAAGCACGACGAUACUUAUACCGGGAGUUCCCUGAACGGUUCAGAUGGAGUCAAAGAGAUAAAGUCUGGAGUGAGAGGAUGAAUAACCAUAAAGUUAUUGGCCGAAUAUAUGCAGUUUCGCCAAAUGAGGGUGAAAAAUUCUACUUACGCAUCCUUCUUAAUCAUGUUAGAGGACCAACAUCAUUUGACGAUUUAAGAACAGUCAAUGACAUUGUACAACCAACAUUUAAAAAGGCAGUGGAACAACGAGGUUUGCUAGAAGAUGAUGAUAGCAUCACACAAUGUCUUCGUGAGGCCUCUAACAUUCGAAUGCCACCAGUUUUACGAAGGUUGUUUGUUACCAUCUUGGUUUACUGUGAACCGCAUGGAGUAAGAAGAUUGUGGGAUGAAUUUCAUUCAUUUAUGGUAGAAGAUUAUUCUGUCUCAAGUACCAUAAAUAAUACUUCUAUCUUAAACAAGCUUUUUCAAGACUUGAAUGGGCUAUUAGUGCAACAUAGUAAGUCUGUAUCUGAUUACGAUCUACCACAAAUAACACAAGAUUGUGUUAGACACAACACACUUCCAAGGAUAAUACAAGAUGAAGUUUCACUUGACAUCUCUGAAGCAAACCUCAAUGCGGUACAAAAUCUAAAUGAAGACCAAAUGGUAGCGUAUAAUUCGAUUGUGUCUGCUAUUGAACGCCGAGACAAUGCCAUAUUUUUUGUGGAUGGUCCUGGAGGGACGGGAAAGACAUACUUAUAUUGUGCUUUGCUAGCAACGUUAAGGAGCAAAGGUCAUAUUAUUCUGGCAACAGCAACAUCUGGAAUUGCAGCAACCAUAUUGCCAGGCGGAAGGACAGCACACUCUAGAUUUAAAAUUCCCCUAAGUCCAGAUGCAUCUUCCACGUGUUCUAUUAGUAUCCAGUCAGAUUUGGCAGAAUUGAUAAGAAAAACAUCAGCUGUUGUUUGGGAUGAAGCACCAAUGGCACACAGGUUUGCAUUUGAGACACUCGAUCGAACGUUCAAAGAUAUAAUAGGUGUUGACCUGCCAUUUGGAGGAAAGGUCAUGAUUCUUGGAGGAGAUUUUCGACAAGUUCUUCCAGUUGUUCCAAAAGGUACAAGGUCUGAAUUGAUGCAAGCAAGUAUGAUUAAUGCUUCAUUUUGGGGACAUGUGAAAAUCAUUCGUCUUAGGCACAACAUGAGAUCCAUCAAUGAUCAAGAUUUUUCAGAGUUCUUACUUCAUGUCGGCAAUGGGGAACAAGAAACUAUGAUAGACGACAUGAUGCAAUUACCAUCAUCUAUGGUCAUUCCAUGGAAUGGUGAAGAAUCCAUUGUCCAAUUUGUUAAUGAAGUUUUCCCUGAUUUGGAAUGGACUGAACAUAUCUUAUACUCUUUCGAUUCAGUUGAGGACGAUGUGAGAAAUUUGUAUCAACAAGAGUUCUUGAAUUCAAUCUCACCUGGUGGAAUGCCCCCUCAUCAGUUAACUUUGAAAAAAAGGUGCCCCAAUAAUGCUUUUGAGAAAUAUCGAUCCGAAGAUGGGGUUGUGCAAUGGUCAACACCUAUUAUAUCUUUGAACGUUCGAUCGAGUGUCUCAAAUGCAAACCUGUGUGCCAUUGGUGCUUCAUCCCAAACAACAGCUGAUGUUUUUCUUAUCAAUUCUGCCAAAUCUGACUGGAUACUAAUAGAACACGUGGAAGAUGCAUCUGGACUGAGGGGAAUUUUAAAUCUAGAGUGUGCUGUCCUUCCGCCUGGCAAUAUGGUUGCUGCAAUUCCAGAUGUUGCUGUUGCCAGAAUAAUAUGA
Malus domestica (apple) is the source of this 2742-nucleotide messenger RNA. NCBI's taxonomy places the organism in Eukaryota, Viridiplantae, Streptophyta, Magnoliopsida, Rosales, Rosaceae. The record is from RefSeq and is a predicted model, not a curated record.